AUGAACGACAAUCCUACUACAUCAGCAAACCCGUUAACUGUGGGCUUGGAUGAACUUGCUUCUUACCUCGAAGGAAGCACUCUUCUCGUCCUAGCGUACGCUGAUACUUUCGAGAGCAAGUAUGCGCGUCCGGCAUUAGACAAAAUUUCCAGAUAUCUUCAGGGUCAGCCGUUGACAACAACAUGGAUCACGACGACUCUGACCCUCUUCGCUGUUAUGAGUAUCAUACCGGUAUUGUCGUUCAUAGGCCUAUCCGUCUUCGCACUUUGCAGCUCCGUGUGUGUUGCUCUUACGUUCGGAUUCGCGGUUGUCGUCGCAUUGGAAAUCAUGUUCGCCACAGUUCUCCUCUUGGUACUAGGAGGACUACUAUUCUUCUCUUUCGCCUGCACCACAUUCUGCGCGAUGGCAUACCUUACCUUCCGUCUCGGCCAACACCUCCAAACACAGGGCCGCUUUGGAAUCGCAGGAUGGGCCGAGGAAACAAGACAACACUUCACUUCUGUCAGCGUGAAACCUGAAGACAACGACGAUUCGGAUGGGUCUGGUGUCCUCAUUGCACAUGAGGCCAACGAUCAAGUAAAACCAGAAAACAGCUCUCCUUCUCCCUCGUGCUCCUUGAUAGUACCCUCCGGCUCGACUUGA
This is a messenger RNA of Suillus subaureus, 642 nucleotides long. RefSeq lists its product as uncharacterized. Bases 1 to 642 code for a protein of 213 amino acids. The transcript has 5 exons. NCBI's taxonomy places the organism in Eukaryota, Fungi, Basidiomycota, Agaricomycetes, Boletales, Suillaceae. The record is from RefSeq and is a predicted model, not a curated record.